AAGGGAAGCAAGAAGAGGGGAAGAAAUUAAGGUGGGUCAACCCAAGAGAGAGGAGGAGGAGGAGGGGGAGGAGGAGGAAGUGAUGGGGUUUUUGUCGCACAAAAUUGAGAGGUCGGAAAUUAAGCCGGGAGAUCACGUCUACGCCUGGAGGGCGCUCUUCACUUACUCCCACCAUGCUGUGAUUAUUUCCAUGGCGAGAUUACAUGAUGGUAUUUAUGUUGGAGGAAGCAAAGUGGUUCACUUUACGCGCAAAAAGGACACAUCCGGCACCGACUCGUCCAACUCCUCUGGUUUGAGCUCAGGCGUUCCAACACCUUGCCCAACCUUCCCUGACUGUGGUUUUCAGCAACCCAGCAGUGGAGUUGUUCUCUCUUGCUUGGAUUGCUUCCUUGGCAAUGGCUCCCUCCACCGCUUUGAAUAUGGAGUGCCACCGUCGGUAUUUCUUGCCAAAGUCCGAGGUGGUACAUGCACGACAGCAGAAUCCGACCCACCAGAGACGGUGAUUAGUAGAGCGAUGUUCCUACUUCAGAAUGGAUUUGGAAACUAUGAUCUGUUCGAGAACAAUUGUGAGGAUUUCGCACUCUACUGCAAGACAGGCCUUCUAUCCCUUGAUGAACUGGGCAUAGGUAGGAGUGGACAAGCAUCAUCGGUCAUAGGUGUUCCAUUGGCAGCCCUUUUUUCUACACCCUUCAACUUGCUGGUGGCAGGUCCAGUGGGAAUGGCCACUGUGACUGCUGGGAUGUACUGUGCGGGAAGAUACAUCACCGACAUAGGGGUUAGAAAGGAUGUGGUCAAGGUUGCAGUUGAGGACUUGGCUGCAAACCUUGGUUGGCAGCACCAGCAUGAGGAAGAAGCAGCAGAGAAGGGUUCUGAGAGACUGGUUACCUUGCUGCCCAUGGAAGAGGAAACACCAAAAUAACAUUUGUGGCUAUGUUGCAUGGUGUGCAUUGGUGGGGCUUCCGUCUAUUCUUCCUUUAUCAGUUAAUUUGGUGUGGUUUAAUUAGUUUGAUGGUGAUGAAGUCAGUGUAGGUUGGUUUCUGCCAUUGAACUUGACCUAUAGCAUCAAUUGUCAGAUCAUUGUGAAUCAUCCUUGUAAGGAGCACAUGAUUGUGGGAAUAAAAAAUACAAGCAUUUAAAAGAGUUCAUGCUUAA
Messenger RNA from Phoenix dactylifera (date palm), 1152 nucleotides. RefSeq names its product protein LEAD-SENSITIVE 1-like. Lineage: Eukaryota; Viridiplantae; Streptophyta; Magnoliopsida; Arecales; Arecaceae. The record is from RefSeq and is a predicted model, not a curated record.